AUGUCGUCCCCGUCGCUUACCUCGGACGAGCUCCACCACGAGAAGGGCUACACCUCGCACCGCGAGGCCGUCACCGCCGACGACGUUCCUCUGCUCGCGCCCGACGAGGAGAAGCGGCUCAUUCGCAAGAUCGACCGCAAACUCGUGCCGUUCCUCUCGCUCCUCUACCUCCUCGUCAACAUCGGACAGGCUCGUCUCGACGGCCUCGAGAAGGACCUCGGGCUCGUCGGCAACCAGUACCAGGUCACGCUCGUCAUCUUCUUCGUCAGCUAUGUUGCGCUCGAGGUGCCGUCCAACAUCUUGCUCAAGCGCAUUCGCCCGUCGCGGUUCAUCCCGGCCAUCAUGAUCGCGUGGGGCAUCGUCAUGACGCUCAUGUCGCUCGUCACCAACUACGCCGGCCUCCUCGUCGCGCGCUUCUUCCUCGGCCUUACCGAGUCGGCACUCUUCCCUUGCUGCUGUGCGUCCUCGUCCGCCUUCUCGUAUCGUCCUGCAGCUACUUACCGGCACUAUCUCGUCAGCUGGUACAAGCGCAGCGAGUCGAACGUUAGGAUCGCCAUCUUCUUCUCUUCUGCGACGCUGUCAGGAGCCUUUGGGGGCAUUUUGGCGUUUGGGCUGUCGCGCAUGCACGGCGUCGGCGGCAAGCCAGGCUGGUUCUGGAUCUUCUGCCUCGAAGGAUUGUUGACGUUCAUCGUCGGCUGCAUUUCGCCGUGGUUCAUCGAGGACUUCCCCGAGGACUGCAAGUUCUUGACCCCGACCGAGAAGGCCCAGGUCGUGCGGCGUCUCCAGCACGAUGUCGGCAAGUCUGGCGAGUUCCGCAAGGAGCACAUCUACAACGCCUUCAAGGACUGGCGCACCUACGUUUACAUGCUCAUCUACAUCGGCGUUGCCGAGCCUCUCUACUCGCUCGCCCUCUUCACGCCGACCAUCAUCAGCGAGCUCGGCGUCUACACGAGGUGGCAGAGUCAGCUCCUCUCGACGCCGCCCUACGUCCUCGCCUUCCUCGUCACAAUUGCGGCGGCCAAGUACUCGGACAAGCUGCGCAGCCGUGGCUGGGUCAACGUCUUCUUCAUGUCGGUCGUCGUCGCUGGAUACGCCAUCCUGCUCGGCGUCAACCCGGCCGACAAGCCGGGCGUGACCUACUUUGCGCUGUUCCUCUGCGUCGCCGGCGUCGCGCCAUGCAUCGCCAACACGAUCACGUGGUGCGGCAACAACCAGGCGCCGACGCUCAAGCGCGGUACCGCCAUGGGCAUGAUGUUCACUCUCGGCAACUCGGGCGGCAUCAUCUCGUCGCUCGUCUACUUCACCGAGGACAAGCCGCGCUACUUCCGAGGCCACGGCAUCGGUCUCGGGUUCGCCGCUAUGGCCGCCCUUCUCUCGCUCUUCCUCAGGUUCAACCUCGCCGCCGAGAACCGCCGUCGCAACGAGAUCUGCGGCACGACGACCGACGAGAUGCAGAGCGAGUACGGCGCCGACAUCAUGAGCCGCGUCCACGAGCCCGAGGUCGCGCGCCGUUUCGGCCUCGAGGGCUUGACGGACCAGCAGAUCGAGGAGCUCGGCGACCGCUCCCUCACGUUCCGCUACUACACGUAG
Molecule: messenger RNA, 1590 nt
Organism: Rhodotorula graminis WP1
Lineage: Eukaryota; Fungi; Basidiomycota; Microbotryomycetes; Sporidiobolales; Sporidiobolaceae
Exons: 15
Coding region: 1-1590 (529 amino acids)
Biological process (GO): transmembrane transport
Cellular component (GO): membrane
Molecular function (GO): transmembrane transporter activity
Source: RefSeq, a predicted model, not a curated record